Prunus avium (sweet cherry) is the source of this 1612-nucleotide messenger RNA. Lineage: Eukaryota; Viridiplantae; Streptophyta; Magnoliopsida; Rosales; Rosaceae. The record is from RefSeq and is a predicted model, not a curated record.
GAGACAAAAGAUUCAUCUUCCUUUCGCCGUUGACAUUUGUCACGUUAAAGUUUACCAGGAAAAUUUUAACGCGAUUUCCGAGGAAAUACCUAAACCAACCAGACGCUUCUCUUCAGCAAGGCAUCUCUAUGGAGUUCAGAGACUGAGACUAAAGCGAGAAUCUCUAUGAUAUCAGAGAAAAUCUGGAUUGCUUACAAGUUCCCAUGGUCGCUUUGGUUGGUGAUUAUGUUAUCAAAUUGUUUUUAUGCAAAGAUAAAGAUGAUGUUGCGCAAAACUGAGUCUGUGAGCAACAGCAGUGCUGGGAAUUCCAACCAUGGUCAAUUGCUGCGUGACAUUGAGGAAAUGAGCAAAAGCCCUUUACUUGCAUAAACCCCAUCCAAAGGUUUUGCUUUCCCCUUCUAAUGCACGAUCCAAAUCUGCUGGAGAAACCCGUUUUCCAGAAUCGAAAUCAAAUUUGAAUUCAAACCCAAGAUUACUUAGGGAGGAUUUGUUGCAUAAGGACAAGAAAUCAUCUUCAGUAUGGAACUGGAAGAAGCCCUAAAGGCUCUCACUAAUAUUGGGAAUCGGAAAUUCAGUUGUUUUUACCUUCAUGUCCAUUCAAUUGAAGGGUUGCCAGAAAAUUUCAACAAUCUUAGUGUAUGCGUGCAUUGGAAGGGAAAGGAUGAGGUGGUAGAGACUUGAUCUUCGAGGGUAGUAGAGGGCAUAGCUGAAUUUGAUGAAACUUUGAUGCGUAAGUGUUCGGUGUAUGGAAGUAGAAAUGGCCCUAACCAUUUGGUUGAGUGUGAGGAGAAGCUUUUCUUGAUCUACGUUUCUGUGAGUGGGGCACCAGGGCUUGAUAUUGGGAAGCAUUGGGUGGAUCUUACCAGACUGUUACCACUUACUUUUGAGGAGUUAGAAGGGGAAAAGAGUUAUGGUAAAUGGACAACAAGCUUUAACCUUUCAGGCAAAGCUAAAGGUGCUAGUUUAAACGUUAGUUUGGGGUUUUUGGUGACGCGGGAAAAGUCAGUUUAUGUGAGCGUUAAUCCUAAUGUUCCUGAGCUUAUAAACACGGAGCAGAGAAGGUCAAGUUCUUUGGAUAGUGGGGCUACGAUGCUUCGGCGAGUUGGGAGUGUGCCAAGUAGUGUAAACCCCAGGCCUGCCUUCUCAUCUGAGUCUCUUGAUUUGAAGGUCUGUCGAGAAGUAUUACUGACGGGAGGGUUGGAGCUCUCGAAGUCAAUUAAUUUUUUAUGUCAGGCACUUGAUGAGGCGAACUUGAGUAGUGCGACGGAGUCAGAUGCUGAACAUGUGUCGCCACUCAAACCUAAGCCUGAUCUGGACCUUUUGGCUGCUGAAAAAAAUGAAGAAUAUGAGGAUGAUGACACUAAAUUUAACAUUGUGGAAGUGGGGACAGAAAUGUCUGAACAGUUGAAAUCUGAUCAAGUUCCUGGUCAUGCUAAUGAUGAGUGUGCUGUUGAAAUGAUCUAUGUGGAUGAGAUCAUUAAGGAUUAUAACGUAGACCUCGAUGAGAAGACUAUGGUUAUUGCAAAGGAUGCCUGUGAUAGUUAUGUGGACUAGGUUGCGAUGGAUGACAGCAAACAUGAAAAGGAUAGCAUAUGCACCGAAGGAUCAUCCA